This is a messenger RNA of Sinocyclocheilus grahami, 1497 nucleotides long. RefSeq names its product NKD inhibitor of WNT signaling pathway 2b (gene nkd2b). The transcript has 10 exons. Gene Ontology annotation, cellular component: cytoplasm. The coding region runs from base 1 to 1344 and encodes 447 amino acids. Lineage: Eukaryota; Metazoa; Chordata; Actinopteri; Cypriniformes; Cyprinidae. Gene Ontology annotation, biological process: negative regulation of Wnt signaling pathway. Gene Ontology annotation, molecular function: calcium ion binding. The record is from RefSeq and is a predicted model, not a curated record.
AUGUGUAUCAUCACCCGCCGAUACCGGAUCAAACAGGAAAGAGAAAGAUGCAACUCUGGAGGAGCCGGCUUUGGAUUUCAGCAUCUGUGUAACUCAUCAGAGACGUUAAACCACAAGCUGCCACGGGUUGAGAGGGAUAGUUUUGUUGUGAACGGCUUUAUUUCAAGAAGAGGAGCUGAAGAAGGCGAGAGAUACGACACAAAUCUGAAAGAUUAUAAGGAGCUCAAGGACAGACAGACGCAGGUCUACCGCUGCCCUCUACAGGUGGUUUUGCCUCCAGAAAAGGCUGAAGGAUGUGAGAGUUUUCUGCCGUCUGGAGAUGCGCUGAAGGAAACCUGCAAAGGGAAGAAACGCAUCAGUCUAGAUGAUCUGGAGUGUAACGUGUCUCUGGUUGGUGACAACAGGCAGGAGUGGGUCUUCACGCUCUACGACUUCGACAACAGCGGAAGAGUCACAAAGGAGGACAUGUCCAGUUUAAUGCACACUAUCUAUGAUGUGGUGGACACCUCCGUCAAUCACUCGUGUAACGGCAAACGAAAGACCCUGCGAGUGAAGCUGACGGUCACUCCUGAACCCGGAGCUCGCAGGAAGGACGGGACACACGCCAUGACCGACAGAGACGUGAAUCGCUUGAGUCGCAUCGAGUCGGUUUUCCCCGCGGAGGACAGACAGCAACACACACACAUCAGAGGCCAGGCUGCUGAAGCUCACCAGAGCAAUCACUACUGUGUGGACGAGAACACAGAGAGACGAAAUCAUUACCUGGAUCUGGCGGGAAUAGAGAACUACUCCUCCAGAUUUGACAGUUCCUCUCCUCCUGCGGCCCAGCAAGAGCAGCCCUCACGGUCUUCACACAACCAGAGCCGUUCCCGUUCCCACGAGCCCGAAACUCACGCUCAUCAGCGGCGGUCGCAGGUCCUCGCCGACCCCUGCGCGGCCCCGGAUCCCCGAGUGCGCGGCGGGCCCCAGUACAUCAGGUCCCCCAAGGCCACGUCCAAAGGAGGCCAGUCUGCGGCCAAAACCAGCAAGUGCCACGGCUACUAUCCGCCUGCGCCGGGCGUUUCCUUCCCAGCGGGUCAGAACGUGUACCAUCUCGCGCAGCAGAACCAGCCUCAGCCCUCGCCGGGUCCCCAACACCCUCUCCAGCACAGUCACAGCAAGAGAAUGAGAGCCAGAGCCAGAGAACAGGCCCUGUCGCCCUCCAAACACACCCAACAACAACAGCCCUCGCCAGACCGCGAGCAGAACGCCGGGUUUGUGCUUCCCGUGGUCCAGCGGCACGAACACCAUCAUCAUCACGAACACCAUCAUCAUCACCACUACCAUCACUACCAGCAGACAUGACUUCAGCAGGACUCGGGAAGCUCUGGAUGCGAGUUCAUUUUAAACCACAUUGAGAUUUCAGGCUAACUCUCGAUGCCCGUCAGGUUUGUUCCUGUUGUGCAGUUUGAAUGUCCAGUAAUUAUUUCUAUAAAAGCAUAUGUGACCCUGGAGCAC